GUCCCGUCACCCACUUCCUCCGACUUCAGGAAAACAUAGAAGUUACGUGGCCGAGAGCCCCCGCCAAAAGAACAACCCGUACCCAAAGCCUGGGCUUGGCGCGGUGACUGACAGCGGGGCUCAGCGGUGCCGGGAUGCGGGUGGGCGGUGGGCAGGAGGCAGAGGGGCUCCUUACUGCCCGGUCUCUGAGUGUCAGUGUCCCCGCUGCUCGCGGCUCCUCGUUGCAGGAUCCGGCCAGCUGAUUGCCAAAAUGCUUUGGAGCUUUUAACUGAAACGAAGAAAAAUCCAAAAUAGAUCCGAAUCUGUAAAAACAGAAGCUGCAGCAAGAGGAUUCAGUGCCAAUGCAUCAACAAAAAAGACAACCAGAGCUAGUGGAAGGAAAUCUUCCCGUUUUUGUGUUUCCCACAGAGCUAAUAUUUUAUGCAGAUGAUCAGUCAACACAUAAACAAGUGUUGACGCUGUACAAUCCCUAUGAGUUCGCCUUGAAGUUCAAAGUUUUGUGUACUACUCCAAAUAAGUAUGUUGUCRUUGAUGCUGCAGGUGCAGUAAAGCCUCAGUGUUGUGUGGAUAUUGUGAUUCGUCAUAGAGAUGUUCGAUCCUGUCACUAUGGUGUAAUAGAUAAAUUCCGUCUCCAAGUUUCUGAGCAAAGCCAGAGGAAGGCUUUAGGAAGGAAAGAGGUUGUUGCUACUCUUCUCCCAUCUGCAAAAGAACAACAAAAGGAAGACGAGGAAAAAAGAAUAAAGGAACAUUUAACUGAAAGUUUAUUUUUUGAACAAUCGUUUCAACCAGAAAACAGAACUGUCUCCUCAGGACCUAGUUUACUAACUGUCUUCCUGGGAGUGGUGUGCAUUGCAGCCCUGAUGCUGCCCACGCUGGGGGAUGUGGAAUCGCUGGUGCCUCUCUACCUCCACUUAAGUGUGAAUCAAAAAUUAGUGGCUGCUUAUAUCUUAGGUCUUAUCACAAUGGCUAUACUUAGAACGUGAGCAAGGAUUUCAACCAACUUCUGAGUAAAUUUAUCUUGAAAAUAUGAAUGUGGACUGCCUUUUAUCUCUAUUUCACUCUAUUAACAUGCUACAAACUAUUGAAUGAUUUCAAAUAACUGCAAAUGUAUAAUAUAUAUUUUUAAUUUCUCUAUAAUUUUAUUUGAAGGAUGCCAGCACAUUAUGUUACAGACAGACAGCAAGGCUGCUUCUGAGUGACACCUAGGAAACUAUUUGAAGAAACUUUUUUAUAUCUAUACCUGUUAUGCAAAAGACUUUAAAACAUUUGUUAUUUUCUCAUCUUUUUUCUAAUUCACUUUGAUUGACAAGGGUCGUGUGUCCUUCAAAGCUAAAGGCUGAAAAGAGCAAACAGAUCAGCCUAAAAAUAAAAUUACAUUGACUUCCUAGCUAUGAACAUCAAUGUUACUCUCUAUGUAAAUUAUACCUUGGCCUCUAUCAUUGUGAAAAGUUGCUAUGGUGUUUCUGAGAGUUUUACAGUUAAUAUGUGGAGGGUUAAAAAGUAUAAGGUACUAAGGGAUAAAAACAGUAUAAGGUACUAAGGGAUCAUGCUUAUCCUAGGGUCUCAUAGAAGACCGGACAUAUUUAACUCAUCUUGUGAACUACAGAUGGGUUAUGGUCCAUACACCAAGCAUAUGGUUUUUUUUCAAAACCUAAUUGAAGUAGGUUGACCUGUUUGGUCUGAGAGUUCUAAGGGAAGGUAGGCAUUUGUUUAGUUAGUUUGCCCUGGCUUUACCUCUGGUUAAUGCUUUAUGUUAAUAGGGGGAAAUCCCUUUAUCUUUUCUCCCAAGCCCCUUGCCUGCCUGACUGUAAGUGACUUGCCCAGAUUGGGAUUAUCAGGUAUCAGAUGGUUUCUGUAGAGAUGACUUUUUCACCUUUAAACUCUUAAGCUGAGAAUGGAAAACCCUUGAUACCUGCAUCUAUUUUAUAUCAGUCACUGAGACAUUUUUAAGUUUUUAUUUAUUAAACUUUUUAUUUAUUAAAACAACUUUACCAAAAAAGUCCCCUAAGCACAACUACUUACAUUUCUUUAUAGCCUCUUCUGAUCUCUAAUACAUACAUAUAUAUAUGCACGCAUACACAUAUGUGUGUGUGCAUAUAUAUGUAUAUAAUAUGCAGUUUUAACUGUUAUUGUCAUAGCAACUGAUCUUUUGACUUAGGAUUUUUAUCUGAAAGCACAAUGUAUUGAGAGUCUCUUGAAAAUCAUCUUUCAGAUCUUUUUAUAGAAUGAAUUUAUGCACUGCUACUGUAGCAUUCUCAAGGAAUAUACGUAAAAACAAAUGUAUGCCUGAAAUUGGUGUUUGGAGAAAACAGUUCUGCUUCUAAAAGCUUUUAUGUCUAGUCUUUCAUAGAAAAUCAUGUUUGACCAUUUGGGGAGCAUAAAUCAUUCAGUGGAUCAUGUCUGUACAUUGUGUAAUGACUGAAAAGCACAUAAAUAUAAUCUACUUUGAACUUUGUUAAAAAAAAUGUUUGGGAGGCUCUCCCUCUUGUCUCUCUAUCCAUUUUUCAAGUCGUGUGUGUGUGUGUGUGUGUGUGUGUGUGUGUGUGGUAACAUUGUA
Molecule: messenger RNA, 2557 nt
Organism: Urocitellus parryii (Arctic ground squirrel)
Lineage: Eukaryota; Metazoa; Chordata; Mammalia; Rodentia; Sciuridae
Gene: Mospd1
Product: motile sperm domain containing 1
Cellular component (GO): cytoplasm
Source: RefSeq, a predicted model, not a curated record